AUGGAAGGCCUUUUGAGCCAUGGAUCACCAAACCAGUUCCGCAUCAUCGCUGCCCCGUCGCAACCCAGAUCCCCCGUUUGGUUACAGCGGGCUCAACUCAUCUCAAGAGCCGGAUACAUACAGCUUGCCAUGUGUGUCCUCUCCCUGCUUUGGAUAGCGGCGCACCAUGUUCAAGCUCCCCGCUCUGCGAAUCGCAAGGCCUUCAAACCACCUGGCUUACUGUACUUCGAAAUUGCUGGCCAUGUGCUACUUUCCGCGACUGUAGCCCUCUGGAUCAGUGUAGCUAUUCAGCAGGGGGAGCAUUGGCCAGAUGUAUUGGCCCUGCUCUACAUCUUGCUGCUAGGUAUUCUCAGGGCAGCUCUAGGCAAGGAAGCACGCAAGAUGCUGCUGAAUCAAGCCAACAUCAUACUUGUCAUGGAGAUGUCGCUGCUUCUCAUUGCUGAAAUAUCCCCUCUAACCGUCAUUGGCAACCGCUACAGGCCAGACAGAUUUGUUUCGGCAGGGAUGCUUGGUUUGGCGUCAGUCAUGGCCGUCGCCGCAACGUCUCCGCGAGAAUGGGCGCCUCCGCCAGAGUGCCCUGCGAUUGUUCAAGGCUCCGAUGUCAAGCCGGCCCAGGAAGACACAUGCAGCUUGCUCGACUACUACUGCACAUUUGGGAGAGUAAACAGUCUCAUUCGGAAAGGAUGGAAAGGCGACAUCACAACGGCUGCUUUCCAGGAUCUGCCGUGGAACUACACACCCGAGGUUUUGUACCCUCAAAUAAGCAAGCUGCGCAAAAAGUACAAAAGCACAGCCAUGACCAUCUUCAUGUUUAUACCGGGAGAGAUUAUCCUUUCGACCCUUCUGGCGGGCGUCUAUUUUAUAACUGAGCUCUCAACACCCUUUAGCUUGUAUCAACUCCUGGAAUACUUGACGAACCCCGAAGACGCCGUGUUCCACCCUUAUUUAUGGCUGUUUGUAAUGUUUACAGGAGCUCUUCUCGAGUCUGUGGUGCAGCAAGCCUUUGUGUUUCUUUCCACGCGCGCCGCUAUCAAGGUCAAGAUGGCGCUGACUACGGAAAUGUACCAGAGGGCCAUGGCAUCCCGGGAGCUCGAAGACGACUUCCUGGAUGAUGAGGCAGAGGCGUCUCAAGAAUCCGAAGAUCCUCACGAGCCAGAGCACCAGGCGCAACGCAAGUCCUCCUCUGGGCAGCUGGCAAAUAUCAUGUCCACCGAUAUCAACGCGGUGCAAGACGGACGAUCCGUCCUCUUUAUCAUUGGUGGUGUCCCAUGCGGUGUUACAGUCGCGCUUAUUGGCAUGUACAACAUCGUGGGAUGGCCGAGCCUCAUCGGCGUCGGCGUCAUGCUUCUGAUGAGCCCUCUGCCGGCCUGGAUCGUCAGUCACGUAGGUGGCCAGCAAAUGGCGGCAAAGUCUGCACAGGAUAGCCGAAUAUCCCUGUCCACUGAGUAUCUCGGCGCGAUUCGCGUCAUCAAGUACUUUGGCUGGGAAGACGCAAUUGCCAAGUAUCUCCAGGAGAGCAGGGCACGGGAGCAAAAGCACAUCUGGAACAUGGCGCUCUUGUAUACCGCCAUGGGCGAAGCAGCAUACCUGAUUCCCAUCCUGUCCAUCAUUGUCAUAUACUCCUUGUAUGUUGGGGUCAGGCAGCUUCCACUCACCGCGUCCGUGGCGUUCACGACGAUCCGUCUCUUGGAUAUUAUACGGGACAACUUUAGCAUGAUGGCGGCCAUGGCCGUGUUUGUUCCCAAGAUAUCCAUUUCUCUUGGGAGGCUGGAUAAGUUUUAUGAUGCGGCCACGCCGCCAGAGUCGUACCCCCAAGGACCUCUGAAGCUGGAAAACGCCACGUUUCGGCGCAACAGACGUGCAGGCUUUCUCCUCCAGGAUAUCAGCAUUGACUUUGUGCAGGGUGGGCUGAAUGUCGUCUCGGGACCAAGUGGGAGUGGAAAGACGACGUUGCUGCUCUCUAUCCUGGGAGAGACCAUCAAGGAGGGCGGAAGCGUUACUCGCCCCCUCGAUGUGGCCUUUGCCUCGCAGACGCCCUGGCUGCAAGCGCUGUCUAUACGUGAUAAUGUCGUCUUUAACAGUGCAUUUAAUGCUGAGCGAUAUGAUACUGUCAUUGAUGCUUGCUGUUUGCGACUAGAUCUGGACGAGCUUCCUGAAGGGGAUAUGACGGACAUUGGAGAGAAUGGCUCAGCAUUAUCUGGUGGUCAACGUGCAAGAGUCGCAUUAGCUCGAGCCUUGUACUCCAGCUCGUCUCUGCUUCUACUAGAUGAUGUGUUCUCGGCAAUCGACACAAAAACAGCAUCUGGCUUAUGGAACAGGGUCUUCUGCACCGACCUUCUGAAAGGAAGGACGGUGGUUUUGGUCACACAGCAGCCAUGGAUUCCAGAGCAAGCCGACUUGGCCAUCGUACUAGAGAGCGGUAAAAUAGCAGCAAUGGAGCAGAACAUUGGCGUCGUGAGACAACCGAGGACUAUUGCGCAAAGGGAAGGACAUGUCGAAGACCAUGGCAACGGGCUCAGUGGCAGCACGACGCCGAUUGCUAAACCUCUCACAGAGCGAUCGAGCUCCAAAGCGGCACAAGAGUCAGAAGUAGAUGAAGAGGUGAGGCUCACUGGGCUUUCUGGUCGGCUGAUUUCCACUCUUAUUACGCUCACUCUUGUCCUCCAAAUCGGUGCCGAAAUUGGCACCACCCUUUGGAUGUCGCAUUGGGUCGACGCCGCGGCUCAAACGGGAUCCAUCAACAUCGCGUACUAUCUCGGCAUGUACGUCGCCAUCAACUUUUGCAGCGUCAUCGUGGCAGGGAUAGCCUACAUGGCCUUCAUGUACGGAGGCUGGGUGGCCGCGAGGCGCCUACACGGUGAGCUGGUGAAGGGUGUUCUGAGCGUGUCGCUGUCCUGGUUCAAGGACAACCCGGUCGGACGCGUCAUCAACAGACUAUCCGGCGACAUGGACACGCUGGACCAGUCGCUGCCGCCAGAGCUCAUGCAUUUCCUCAUGACGCUCACGUCGCUCAUCAUGCAGACGGGUGCCGUUAGCACCGUCCUCCCCGUCUUCAUGCUCCCUGCGCUUGUUGCUACCGUGCUGGGGGGGGCGCUGGGGGAGUUGUACAAUCGCACGAAUCUGAUUGUGAAGCAGCUGGUGGCUUCUACGCAGUCGCCCAUUUUUACGCAGUUUUCAGAGAGUUUGAGCGGGCUCGUCGUCGUACGAGCUCGGAGCGAGAUGCCGCGUGUGUUUGCUGACGGGCUGAACACAUUGCUGUACACGUCUGCGAAGGCGGCGGGUGCGCAGAGGGAGUGUGACCAGUGGAUGAAGUUUAGAAUCAAUACUCUGGCAGCAGUGGUUCAAGUGUCUGCCGGGAUGCUGGCACUCUCUAAACAGGGCGCGAUUUCGGCUGGUUUGGUCGGCUUUUCCCUGACGGCGGCGUCAACAAUGAGCGCCCUCAUCUUGCGGUUGGUGUUUAGCAUCAACUUUCUCAACACGGAAAUGCAGAGCUUUCACCGCGUCUCGGAAUACGCCAAGCUUCCUCCUGAGGAAUCCGGGAAAGAGGCUGAGCAAAAGGGAAACACUGACGUUGUGUAUGCUGAUGCACUGGAGCGUACAAUCCCUGCCGACUGGCCGAGGAGCGGUCGCGUUGAGUUUCGCAACGUAACAGUACGAUACACACUCGAUGGCCCUGAUAUUUUAAAGGAUAUCAAUCUUGUGUUCAAUGCAGGUGAGCGGGUGGCCAUUGUUGGCCGCACUGGCAGCGGCAAAAGCACACUUGUUUUAUCCCUACUCCGGUUCACAUACAUUGUCUCUGGGCAGAUACUCUACGACGGAGUCGACAUCACUGCCGUCCCACGGAAAAGACUCCGCCACGCCAUCGCCACUAUCCCACAAGAAGCGCUCAUCUUCCAAGGCACAAUUGCGUCGAAUCUAGAUCCGUCCGGAGAGGUUCCCCAGGAGAAGCUACAACGGGCCAUCGACGCCUGCGCAACAAUAGCAGCCAUGCAGCAGCAUUCCAGCGGGACCGAUUGCUCUGCCGCGUCGGCCGUGGUAAAUGAAGUCGACUCGAGUACGGGCGAAACUGUAACUAGCUCGUCUCCAGAUGCACAAUUCACAGGCCGCCUUGCGCUGUCGACUCUCGUCAACACGGGUGGUGGCAACUUCUCCCACGGCCAGCGACAAGUCCUCUCUUUAUGCCGCGUCCUUGUGCGUCGAUCGAGGCUAAUGCUCCUUGACGAAGCUACAUCCAGCAUGGACUUUGUUACGGAUGCUGGAAUCCAAGAGGUCCUACGAAAGGAUCUAGACGAAGAAGACGGCCACAGUAGAUGCCUCAUCACGAUUGCCCACAGACUUCGUACGAUUGCUGACUACGAUCGAGUGGUGGUGAUGGGCUCAGGAAAAGUGCUGGAAGACGGCACCCCCAGGAGUCUAUUUCACAAGCAUGGAGUAUUUUACGAUAUGGUGUUGCAUAGCGGUGAAGAGGACUUGUUUGCUGGAAUAUCUUGA
Metarhizium robertsii ARSEF 23 is the source of this 4491-nucleotide messenger RNA. Its product is annotated as P-loop containing nucleoside triphosphate hydrolase protein. The coding region runs from base 1 to 4491 and encodes 1496 amino acids. Gene Ontology annotation, molecular function: ABC-type peptide transporter activity; ATP hydrolysis activity; ATP binding. Gene Ontology annotation, biological process: transmembrane transport. The record is from RefSeq and is a predicted model, not a curated record. Gene Ontology annotation, cellular component: fungal-type vacuole; membrane. The transcript has 6 exons. Lineage: Eukaryota; Fungi; Ascomycota; Sordariomycetes; Hypocreales; Clavicipitaceae.